AUGGAUAAGGACAUUGUUCUUCAGACGGGCCUCCCACCUACGAUUUCAGAUGACAAUUGCGAUCUGACUCUUCCACCCGGCUAUUUAGAUCGCGCAUUCGUUGAUCCAGAGAGCAAGGAGUUAACUUUCAAAGGGCCGGUCUUUCCAUUUGACCUCCGUUUAAGCAUCAUUAAGUCUCGAGCAUACGACACCCUUUACUCAGUGGCCUCUCGGAAAAAGUCAGAUGCGGAAAUCCUCAAGUCAAUCCGAGAGUUGGAUGACGAGCUAGAAGAGUGGCGCCUUUCCAUCCCACUGGAAUGGCGACCGACGAGUUCCUUCACACAUAAGUCCUCGGAUCCCAAUGUCUGCAUGUUCCCAGUCAUGCUACGCCUAAAUUACUACUUGUGCAAGUCCAUCGUUCACCAGGCGAGCAUUCGCUGCAAGAGAUGGAUCAGGGAGAGCUUGCUAGUGGACGGAGUGAAUUCCAGUCUCGCGAUAUCCAUUGAAGCAAGUCGGUCUACACUUUGCUAUCUCGAAGCCGCAGAACAUGUAUUGAAAGCUGAUUUCCUAUGUAUCCUCCAAGCGCCCCUCGACCUGCAUACGCGCAGCGAUAUACAUCUUCUACAGGUGAUCACGGCUAUCAUGGGGAAGAAUCUUUCGCACAGGACUGCUAGGAGUGAGGUCAUUCGCUUCAAAUUGGCAUCUGCAUUGAUGUCGGAGCUGAAGCAACUUGCGGAGUGCGCGAUUGAGAAGGCAUGCCGUGAAAGCCCUGCCCAGUUAGCAUAUACACCUUAUAGCAAUUAG
This is a messenger RNA of Penicillium paradoxum, 783 nucleotides long. RefSeq names its product fungal specific transcription factor domain-containing protein. The record is from RefSeq and is a predicted model, not a curated record. The transcript has 2 exons. Bases 1 to 783 code for a protein of 260 amino acids. Lineage: Eukaryota; Fungi; Ascomycota; Eurotiomycetes; Eurotiales; Aspergillaceae.